Echinops telfairi (small Madagascar hedgehog) is the source of this 3451-nucleotide messenger RNA. RefSeq names its product translocase of outer mitochondrial membrane 70 (gene TOMM70). The transcript has 12 exons. The record is from RefSeq and is a predicted model, not a curated record. The coding region runs from base 1 to 1659 and encodes 552 amino acids. NCBI's taxonomy places the organism in Eukaryota, Metazoa, Chordata, Mammalia, Afrosoricida, Tenrecidae. Gene Ontology annotation, molecular function: protein binding.
AUGCCCCGGGUUUCCGGUGACCUCUGGCCCUUUUCUGUCGUCCGCUCUCGCUGGUUAACGUGCUCGCUCGUAUUCCGCCAGCUCGCCGGCCUGCUCUCCCUGCCGUCUGCCUUCACACGCUGCCCGGGGACUCUGGCGCCGGCGAUCUCCUGGGAGAAUUCUCUUGAUAGAGCCCAAGCCGCCAAGAACAGAGGCAAUAAAUACUUUAAAGUGGGAAAAUACGAACAAGCUAUCCAGUGCUAUACUGAGGCUAUCAGUUUGUGCCCUACAGAGAACAGCGUUGACCUUGCCACAUUUUAUCAGAACAGAGCUGCUGCCUUUGAACAGCUGCAAAAAUGGAAAGAGGUGGCAGAAGAUUGUACAAAAGCUGUUGGACUUAAUCCCAAAUAUGUGAAAGCUCUCUUCAGACGUGCAAAAGCCCAUGAGAAACUAGACAAUAAGAAGGAAUGUUUAGAAGAUGUGACUGCAGUCUGUAUAUUAGAAGGGUUCCAAAACCAACAAAGCAUGCUGCUGGCUGACAAAGUUCUGAAACUUCUUGGUAAAGAGAAAGCCAAAGAGAAAUACAAGAACCGCGAACCUCUGAUGCCAUCUCCACAGUUCAUCAAAUCGUACUUCAGUUCUUUCACGGACGAUAUCAUUUCUCAACCGAUGCUUAAAGGGGAGAAGUCGGAUGAAGAUAAAGACAAAGAAGGGGAGGCUUUAGAAGUGAAAGAGAACUCUGGAUAUUUAAAGGCCAAACAGUAUAUGGAAGAAGAAAAUUAUGAUAAAAUCAUAAGUGAAUGCUCAAAAGAAAUAGAUACUCAAGGAAAAUACAUGGCAGAAGCAUUGCUACUCCGAGCCACCUUCUACCUGCUGAUUGGCAACGCCAAUGCCGCCAAGCCAGAUUUAGAUGAAGUCAUCAGUUUGAAGGAAGCGAAUGUAAAGCUCCGGGCAAACGCGCUCAUCAAGAGAGGCAGCAUGUACAUGCAGCAGCAGGAGCCCCUGCUCUCUACUCAGGAUUUCAACCUGGCCGCCGACAUCGACCCUCAGAAUGCCGACGUUUACCAUCACCGAGGGCAGCUGAAAAUACUUCUUGAUCAAGUUGAAGAAGCUGUUGCAGAUUUUGAUGAAUGCAUUAGAUUAAGACCUGAGUCUGCUCUGGCACAAGCUCAGAAAUGCUUUGCAUUGUAUCGCCAAGCGUACACAGGAAAUAAUGCAUCACAAAUCCAAGCAGCUAUGAAAGGAUUUGAAGAAGUCAUAAAGAAAUUCCCAAGGUGUGCCGAAGGCUAUGCACUAUAUGCCCAGGCGUUAACAGAUCAACAACAGUUUGGUAAAGCUGAUGAAAUGUAUGAUAAGUGUAUUGACCUGGAACCAGACAAUGCCACAACAUACGUUCAUAAAGGUUUACUUCAACUUCAGUGGAAGCAGGAUCUGGAUAAAGGCUUGGAGCUUAUCAGCAAGUCUAUUGAAAUUGACAACAAAUGUGAUUUUGCCUAUGAGACCAUGGGAACUAUCGAAGUACAAAGAGGAAACAUGGAGAAAGCCAUCGACAUGUUCAACAAAGCUAUCAACCUGGCCAAGUCGGAAAUGGAGAUGGCUCAUUUAUAUUCACUUUGUGAUGCUGCCCAUGCUCAGACGGAAGUUGCAAAGAAAUACGGAUUAAAGCCGCCAACGUUAUAAAACUGGGGAGGGGGGAAAGUGGCCCUCUUUUAAUUUACCCUCCCUCCUCAAUUGAACCCUGCAGACACUGUCAUGAACUCUGUUGAAUGGUGGAACUUAGUGACUCCGCUUGUGUUGUCAUUUGUCACAUCCGUUUCGUUAGGUGUUGUGGGAGUGGCUGUUGAAGGGAGCGUGUGCUGCCGCGAUUAUUCCCUGUGCAACAAAAACUUCAAGCCCGCCACAGGGCGUUUUGGUCAAGUUGCAAAGAGUGUAAAUGAAAACGGGCCAUGCAAACAAAAACUUGGAUUUGCUGAUUUGGGGGUGGGUUAUAAUCUUGAUCAUUUUUGUCUGCUUACACCGGUAUAUAUGAUAAGUGACUAUUUUAACAGUAUCUUGGUUUUUAAAUGAAUAUAAAUGAUCCCUGUCAGCGGGUUUUGCUUUCUCAAGGAAACUAAAGUUUAAAUGGGGAUUUGUUUCUAAGAUGGCAGAAUUGAGAGCCCCUUUCAAACAUUGUCAGCAUGCACACUUUGGACUCUCCAGAACUUUUAAGUCAGUGACCGCUAUUAGUCCUUUGAUCCCUCUCACCUCUAAUGGGUAGUGUGCAUUGUUCUUGCACUCCGCCAUCGCCGGUUUCUGUGUGGUACACUAUGCAGAAGCAAAGUGCUCUGACGACAAUGCUGGAACGCUGAGUUGGGAAGAGUGGACCACGCAAGAGGUUUAAGAGUAAACAGAGGCAUGUUUAUGCUUGUCUUGCUAUUUCUGUACUGAGUACUGGAUUUAAUAAUAGUAUACUUUUUAAAGAAACUGCCGGUUGGUUGUGUACAUAACCUAAAUAAAGAUAUAUGUGUGACAGAGGUAUUUAAUUAGCUUAAAAUUUCUUAUGAAGAUAAUGUGGUCGAAGAUUCAUCCAAAAAGGACCUGAGACCUCGAGCCAGAAGCACAGUGUUUUCUGAACUAGUACUAUGCUGUGCUCCGGCCGGGGUUGCGUUUGUGUAAGUGGUCUGGAAGCCAGGGCUCUGAGCGAUGCUGAGGGCGAGCAGUGCUUUUUCACUGUGAGGUGACCGUGGGGCUUAUUUUUGAGGGCUUUUGUUUGACAUUGUUUUCACUUUGACCUUUCCCCUACCUCCUUAGAAAUAGCUGUUUGCCAACUGCUGCUUUUAUAGACGCCCUUUUGCUUCUAUGCUGGAUUGAUUUUGGAUAUUCCAGGUGGGGGUGGGGUUAUCUAAUUUCAUAUAACAGAGCAAACCUUCACUUUCACUUUCCUAUGUUACAGUGUUAGGGUAAAGGUGUAUUUUCUGUCUUUAAAAGGGUGCUUUGAAACCAAAAGGAUUUUGUCUGCAAAUGGUAUCAUUUAAGAAACUUAGAAAUUACCUCUUUACAAAGUCAUUUUUUGGAAAGGGACCCCUGUAACUGGAUGGGAGAGAAGUCAAGGUAAUUCAAAAUGGUUUAGGUAAUGGAACGUUGGCGAACCCCACAAUGUUCCUAAAUUAUGUAUCUACUCUGGUAACCCCUGAACACAGAAACGUUCCACAUAUGUAAAUGACCUUUAAUGUUCUUUUUUUGUUUGCAUGGCUGUAUUACUCUUACCCUGGUAUUUUCUACUCCUCUGCUCUCCUGCACUUGGAGUUGGGUAGGAACCACAUACACACGCAAAGGAGACGGAAGCAUGUGCCAUCCAGUACUACCAUUCCACACCCUCGUGAGUUCUAUUGCCUGCACUGAAAAUUUUUGAAAUUGAAGGCUGCAUCUGUCUGUAUCUUUUCUUUUGUAAAUGACCUCACAUGUAAAUUCACCAAAUAAAUAUGCCAUUCAA